AUGAUUUGGCAGAUGGUGUUUUUUUGCAUUCUCACAAGAGCCGAUCCAAUUUGGCCGUCUCCCAACGAUGAACUCGAGGAGAUCAUGUACCAAGUCGAAGGCCACAGGGCCAGAGACUUUGGAGGGACCGUUAUUCCGUGCUCUAACGAAGCAUCCGGACCUGGUCGACAGAAUGCUGCUGAAUGGUUACGGGCAGCCUUUCAUGAUAUGGCUACGACUACAUAUCUGAGCGGCAUACGAGCUGGCGGCUUAGAUGGCUCCUUGCAAUACGAGCUAACCGGCUCGGACAAUAUCGGCCCAGGUUUCAAUACAACUCUUAAGUUCAUGGCCGACUAUUAUACGAGCCAGUCUAGCGUUGCAGAUCUAAUUGCUUUGGGCGUAUACUACGCCGUUAGGUCUUGCGGUGGUCCGGUAGUGCCUGUUGCCGGUGGAAGGGUCGAUGCUCUUGCGGCUGGUCCCAUAGGUGUUCCGCUACCGCAGAAUACUGCUUUCACAUUCGAGCAACAGUUUACACGAAUGGGGUUUAGCAAGACCGAGAUGAUCCAAGUCACCGCAUGUGGCCAUUCUAUUGGUGGUGUUCAUGAAAAUGAAUUUCCUGAAAUCGUCCCGGUUGGGUCUACCUCAAACGGCGAAGCUCCUUUGGACUCGACUGUUGCAGCGUUCGAUAACAAGGUUGUCACCGAAUAUAUCGCUGGUAACACUACUAAUCCCCUGGUGGUUGGUCCAUCGAUCAAGGCCACUAGGAACGCAGACUACAAGGUGUUCAACUACGAUAGCAACGUCACAGUCAAAGCAAUGGCAGGUGCCACUGAGUUUAAUAGCAUAUGUGCAACUGUUCUGCAGAAGUUGAUUGAUACUGUGCCUGAUGGUGUGGUUUUAUCUGAUCCUAUCCAACCAUAUUCUGUAAAGCCAGUUGAUAUGCAGUUGUCACUUAACUCUGACCCGUCAACAAUGCAGCUGACUGGACUUAUACGUGUUCGAACUACUGACAUAGGAGAGGAUUCUGUCUCUAGCUUAACGCUGAACUACAAGGACCGAAGCGGGGGUACUAAUUGCGGUAGCACGAAUUGCGCAUACACAGCAACUCUCCUGGGUUCCACUCAGGGGUUCGAUGAUCAAUUUGUUUGGUUUCCCAUCAAUACUGGCAUCCCAACAUCCACGGGAAUUUCAUCUUUCACUGUAACCCUUAAUAUGGCCGACGGAACCACCAAAACAUACGAUAACAAUGGAAACACAUACCCAAUGCAAGACACCAUAUUCAUUCAAAACCCCCAAAGCUGCCUUCUUUCCGGCACUCUCACCAUUACCGCAGCUGUCCGUAACGACCGCAAAUCCCUUCCUGUAAAUAUGUUCGUCUCAUACAAGACCUCGACGGGGGAUCCUAAUCGUCCAGUUCCCACUCUGAAAGAUGCCACGAUUACCAUGACAGAAGGUACUUGCGUAGGCUCAUAUACUUUUUAUACGGCGGACUUUACUGGCCUUGGCGAUCUUGCGUAUGCAUCAAAAAUCGAUGUCAUUAGCGGGAGUGAUUCAUCUUCUAUUACUGACGCCUUCAAUGCCGCAAGCGAACUAGAAGCAACAUGCAAGCCCUUCCAAAACCCACCAACUUCUGCGUGUACCACCGAACAGCUGUCAACGUCUCCCGGAUCACCAAUUACCUCAUCUACUUCUAUUUCACUAUCUACUACUUUCUCUACUACCGUGAGCACCACAAGCACCUCUUCUACAGCACCAGCUGAGACCGCGCAUCACAGACAGGAAAUUGGUGACUAUGUGCUUGUCGGAUGCCAGAAAGAAUCAACUGUACAGGGAAUCCGAGCGCUCGGUGGCGCCGCAUUUGCUUACGAUAACAUGACACUAGAAGAUUGUAUGAAUAACUGUAGUAACUAUAUUUACUGGGGCACAGAAUAUAGACGAGAAGUAUGUUACUGUGGCAACUCGCUAGACCCGACGAGCGAAGACGCGCCCUUGACUGAUUGUAACAUGGUAUGCGGUGGAGAUGCUACGGAAUAUUGCGGUGAUAGCGAUAGGAUAGAGCUGUACAGCACCACAGCUAGUCAGCCAGCCCCGACUGCUACACUUGCUCCUAAACCAACUGUAUCAUCAUACGUCCGGGUCGGCUGUUACAAUGAGAUCCCAGGUGGCCGAGCUCUGACUGGAGCAGCCUACGCAGACGAUGCUAUGACACUAGAACUAUGCGCGACCGACUGUACUGGAUUCGAAUACUGGGCAACUGAAUAUGGCCGAGAGUGCUACUGUGGGAACACCAUUGAUAGUCUCAGCACGGCAGCUCCUGACGCUGAUUGUCAAAUGGUAUGUGCUGGGGAUCGUUAUGAAUAUUGCGGAGCUGGGAAUAGACUUGAGUUAUAUCAACUAGAAACAGCUUCUUCGACGCCCGCGACGAGCACGUCGAGUCUGGUGUCUUAG
Messenger RNA from Daldinia loculata, 2427 nucleotides. RefSeq names its product heme peroxidase. The coding region runs from base 1 to 2427 and encodes 808 amino acids. The record is from RefSeq and is a predicted model, not a curated record. Gene Ontology annotation, biological process: cellular response to oxidative stress; hydrogen peroxide catabolic process; response to reactive oxygen species. Gene Ontology annotation, molecular function: heme binding; peroxidase activity. NCBI's taxonomy places the organism in Eukaryota, Fungi, Ascomycota, Sordariomycetes, Xylariales, Hypoxylaceae. The transcript has 4 exons.